UCCUUUCAAAGGAUUGUGUGAAUUUCUGGGUGAACUGUAGUAAGUUCAGUUAAUACUACAGUAGGAUAUUAAAAUAAUCGACUUUGUAAUAACGAUUAGAACACUAUUGAAUGAUGAUCUAAAUGGUUGUAGUUUGACUAAUGUGUGUGUUUGAACAGGAAGUUGAUGUUAUUCUGCGAUCUGAUUGGAUGGGUCUCACACUGUGCUGCUUGCUGAAGGACGGCGGUCCUAAAAAACACUAUAAAUCCCAAUCAGCAUUCGGUCCGUUUUCUGUAGCCCCGCCCAUUCGCCUAGCGGUGCUGUUAGACACGCCCCCCGUCGCCCCAGGAAACCCGCGGUCACAGUGGAGCCACACCUACCUGUCGCCCAAUCUGAAGGUGUGUCCGUCGGGGGGGCGUGUCUCUCGUGCCCGAGUGGAGCAGAGCAGCGAUGCGGUCCGUGGUGCGGUCGGCACGGCGACGGGGCUCCAUAUAUGGGAGGUGAUGUGGGAGGAGCAACAGAGAGGAAGCCAUGCCGUACUGGGUGUGUCCACGCACAAAUGCACCCUUCAGUCCUCGGGCUACACGGUGUUAAUAGGAGGAGACUCAGGUUCCUGGGGCUGGGAGCUCUCGACCAAUCAGCUCUGGCAUGACGGGAGGGCAGGGAGGCGGUACCCUGGGGGCGGAGCCAGGGUCUUAAGUGUUCCAGAUCGUGUGCUAUUGGUGGUGGACGCAGACGCAGGGACGCUGGGUUACGUGGUGGACGACUGCUAUCUGGGCGUCGCCUUCCAGGACCUCCCCAAAGGGGCGGAGCUUUUCCCUGCAGUGAGCUGUGUUUGGGGCGGAGCUCAAAUCUGCAUACGCUACCUGUGUGGCAUGACACGAGACGCACCUGCUCUGGAGGCUCUGAGCCGUCUGUGUGUGCGAGGGGUCCUCGGGGGGGCCGGGCCCCGGGGCCUGAUGCUGUCGGUCCCGUCUGCUCUCCAGCGCCUCCUGCUGGACACACACUGACACUGCACACACCUUCAUCUCCUCUAGUUCACUGACCCUGGUCACAACAGAAUGGUCUGAACAUCUAUAUUCUCUGACUCCCUUUCCUUCUGUUGCUUUUCUUUUCCUCUCUCUAUUUAUAGAGAUGUAUAGUGAAUAUUAUGUUAAUAUUUGUACACACACAAAUGCAUAAAUUUAUAACUGAGGAAGUCAAUUUUUUUAUCAUAUAUAUUUAUUCACACAUAAUGUAUAUUUUAACAUAUAAAAUGAUAUCUUCUUCCACCUUUUUACAUUUAGUCAUUUGGCAGAUGCCACUGUUAUCUUCCUGUUAUCUCUGUCAUGCUGCUUCCAAAUAAUGUAUUGUAUAAAAGCUCUAUUUUAAUAAAUAUGACUUGACUUGAAAGUAAUAUCACAUCAAAAUAACAUCUUUCAUUAUGAAGAAUAUCAUCAUAUGAGACUG
Messenger RNA from Carassius auratus (goldfish), 1428 nucleotides. RefSeq names its product SPRY domain-containing SOCS box protein 2. The transcript is spliced from 2 exons. Gene Ontology annotation, molecular function: protein binding. The record is from RefSeq and is a predicted model, not a curated record. NCBI's taxonomy places the organism in Eukaryota, Metazoa, Chordata, Actinopteri, Cypriniformes, Cyprinidae. The coding region runs from base 141 to 989 and encodes 282 amino acids. Gene Ontology annotation, cellular component: SCF ubiquitin ligase complex. Gene Ontology annotation, biological process: proteasome-mediated ubiquitin-dependent protein catabolic process.